Sardina pilchardus (European sardine) is the source of this 1117-nucleotide messenger RNA. RefSeq names its product troponin I, slow skeletal muscle-like. Gene Ontology annotation, biological process: cardiac muscle contraction; skeletal muscle contraction. The record is from RefSeq and is a predicted model, not a curated record. Gene Ontology annotation, cellular component: troponin complex. Bases 254 to 826 code for a protein of 190 amino acids. The transcript has 9 exons. NCBI's taxonomy places the organism in Eukaryota, Metazoa, Chordata, Actinopteri, Clupeiformes, Clupeidae.
GUGUAACUAUGAUGACAUUGGAUCAGGAGCUCCUUGCUAUCAAGUUAGCUUUGGAGGAGUGGAGGCACUGGCUCGAAGGGACAGUCAUCCCCUUCUGUGGCUGAACAGGACUAUAAGCUUCCAUGGUCUUAAACACCUGUUGUCCCCCUCUGCUCUCAUUGUUAGUGGUUACCUGCUGAAGAGAACCCGGGCAGUAAACUGUAUUACAGGAUUUUCAUACAGCACCUCCGACAUAAACCCGUGAUCAGUCACCAUGAAUCCAAAGGCAACAAUGGAUAAGCCCAAAUCUAAAAUCUCAGCUUCACGGAAGCUCUCCCUGAAGAUGAUGCUUCUGGCAAGAGCCAUCGAGGAGUUGGACAAAGAAAAGGUCGACAGGGCAGAUGAGAAGGAGCGAUACCUUGGGGAAAAGUUGGUACCUUUACAGCUUUCUGGCCUUUCUAUGAAAGAAUUACAGACUCUCUGUGAGCAGCUCCAUACAAAGAUGACUGUGGUUGAUGAAGAGCGUUACGACUGUGAGGAAAAAGUGACAAAGCACUACAAAGAUAUCCGUGAGUUGAAACUGAAGGUACAGGACCUCGGGGGGAAAUUUAAGAAGCCUGCCCUGAGGAAAGUGCGUGUAUCUGCAGAUGAGAUGAUGCGAGCUCUACUAGGCUCCAAACAUAAAGGAUCUAUGGACCUCCGGGGUAACUUAAAAUCUGUUAAGAAGGAAGACGUCAAACAGGAUAAGGUAUUGACAAGUGAGGUUGGUGAUUGGCGCAAAAAUGUGGAGGCAAUGUCAGGCAUGGAGGGAAGGAAGAAAAUGUUUGAUGCAGCAGGUGGUCAGUGAACAACGACUGAACAGAAGAAGAGGAGAAUAAAGAGGAUGAGCAGUGACUCCUGUGCUUAACACUACCAACAUAGCAUGUGUCCACCAAAUAUUCUCAAUCUUAUAGUUAUGACCUCAGCAGUGGAGUGAAAUCAAUGGAAAACAGUAAAUGUUUUAUUUAAUAGAACCAAACAUAAAGGAAGAAAUUAAAGUGUAUUGCAUGUUCUUCUUGUCUUAUACUGUAUAUUUACAAAGCAAUAAUGUACAUGUACAUAACACCAAUAUCAAUAAAACCCCAUCUGUAGCAGGAGA